AUGAUGGCCAAAAAUCCCCUGGAAGGGUCUAAAGAAGACCUGAGCAAAAUUUCGGAAGAGGAGAUGCUGAGGUGGAGCAAGGAAGAGCUGGUGAAAAGACUGAGGAAAGUGGAGAAUGAAAAGAUGAACUUAAUGGUGGAACACGGCAACUUGAUGAAGGACGUGAACCGGCGGCUGCAGCUCCACCUGCACGAGAUCCGCGGGCUGAAGGAGGUGAACCAGAAGUUGCAGGACGACAACCAGGAGCUGAGGGAGCUCUGCUGCUUCUUGGACGACGACCGGCAGAAAGGCAAGAAGCUGUCGAGGGAAUGGCAGCGCUUCGGGAGGCACACGGCCAGCGUGAUGUGGAAGGAGGUGGGCAUGUACCAGCAGAAGCUGAAGGACCUGGAGGCCAGGCAGGAGACCCUCCUGCGGGAGAACGUGGAGCUGAAGGAGAUGGUGCUGAUGCUGGACGAGGAGCGGAGCGGGGCCGGCUCGCGGAGCUCCAUCGACAGCCAGGCCAGCCUGACCAACCUCAACGGCGGCUCGGCCACCAGGGACGUGGGGGACGGGAGCAGCACCUCCAGCACGGGCAGCGCGGGCAGCCCCGACCACCAUCACCACCACCUCCACCACCACAAGGCCAGCGACAGCAAGGCCGGGGCCAUGCGGAGGUCUAUGGAUGACCUCUCCGCCCCUCUCCACCACCGGAGCAUCCCCAACGGCCUCAACGAUUCAUCUUCCAACUAUAUCAGGCAACUUGAAACAAAAGUGAAACUGCUGGAGGAUGACAACAAGCUUCUUUCCCAGCAGUCCGGCACGGGGGACCUGAGGACUCUGAGGAAAGGGUUGUCCCCGUACCACUCUGAGUCGCAGCUCUCGUCGCUGCCGCAGUAUCAAGACGCCCUGCAAAACGGACCGGCUCGCAUGACAUCUGAUCUUGCAUCUUCUCCUGCAGCAGGAUAUGUCCCUGUUGGUCAGAAACCAGAGGCUGUUGUGCACGCUAUGAAGGUCCUUGAGGUCCAUGAAAAUUUGGACAGGCAAAUGCAAGACAACUAUGAAGAAGACCUGAGUGAAAAGGAGAAGGCGAUUGUUCGUGAAAUGUGCAAUGUUGUCUGGCGAAAGCUGGGUGAUGCUGCGAGCUCCAAACCCUCCAUCAGGCAACAUCUUUCGGGAAACCAGUUCAAGGGUCCCUUGUAG
This is a messenger RNA of Charadrius vociferus (killdeer), 1179 nucleotides long. RefSeq names its product coiled-coil domain containing 85C (gene CCDC85C). The transcript has 6 exons. Lineage: Eukaryota; Metazoa; Chordata; Aves; Charadriiformes; Charadriidae. The coding region runs from base 1 to 1179 and encodes 392 amino acids. The record is from RefSeq and is a predicted model, not a curated record. Gene Ontology annotation, cellular component: apical junction complex.